This is a messenger RNA of Oncorhynchus nerka (sockeye salmon), 1739 nucleotides long. Its product is annotated as prostaglandin E2 receptor EP2 subtype-like. Bases 192 to 1274 code for a protein of 360 amino acids. Gene Ontology annotation, biological process: positive regulation of cytosolic calcium ion concentration; cellular response to prostaglandin E stimulus; inflammatory response. The record is from RefSeq and is a predicted model, not a curated record. Lineage: Eukaryota; Metazoa; Chordata; Actinopteri; Salmoniformes; Salmonidae. The transcript is spliced from 2 exons. Gene Ontology annotation, cellular component: plasma membrane. Gene Ontology annotation, molecular function: prostaglandin E receptor activity.
CUGGUGGGUGGUGGGUGGGACUGAAAAGAAAUCCGCGUUUUUGUUGACACGAGAUGAGCCGCUUUUCUUCUGUCAGUUGGAUGCGGACGUUGUUCUUUUGUGUGAACUGAUCUGUGUAACAGUAUAACAUAAAAGUCACAUUGAUCAGGCCAUGCGCUUACCGCUUAGUGGAGUAGGUUACUACUUUUUUUAUGGAUUACAAAGCUAAAUUAACCUGCGGUGACAGAGACAAUGUCUCGUCCGGAAAUCUCUACAUGUCUGCCGCAAUGUUCUCGGCGGGAGUUCUCGGAAAUGUAAUCGCCUUGGUCCUUUUGGAGAUGCGGCGCCGGAGGCAAAGUCCAUCCCUUUUCCAGGUGCUGGUGACCGCGCUGGUGAUUACGGACCUACUGGGUACCUUCUCCGUCAGUCCUCUCGUACUAGCCUCCUAUACACAAAACAGGACAUUGAUGGGUAUGGGUGAAAACGGAGCAGUAUGCAACUAUUUUGGGUUCAGCAUGACUUUUUUCAGCCUCGCCACUUUGGCCAUUCUGUGUGCCAUGGCUUUGGAGCGCUACCUCUCCUUUGGACACCCGUAUUUUUACGAACGGCACUUGAGAAAACGCUGCGGAUACAUCACCAUUACACUCAUCUACCUGAUCUGCAUCCUUUUCUGCCUAGCACCUUUCGUGGGCUUUGGAAAAUACGUUCAAUAUUGCCCGGGGACUUGGUGCUUCUUUGACAUGGUCCCAUUAGAAACCAAACCAAAAGUAUACGUCGGUGUGUAUGCGUCAUUGACUCUCCUCAUGAUUUCUACCACAGUGGUCUGUAACUUAUCUGUCGUAUACCAUUUAAUUAUGAUGUAUAGGAGGUGCAAAGCGCGUGUUUUAACGCGACGGAUACGGUUCUACCAAAGAUCCCUCUCUAUGACGGAGGAAGUGGAGCAUCUUCUGCUUUUGGUGUUCAUAACGGUGACCUUUGUCAUCUGUUCGUUUCCUUUAGUGCUCCGUGUGUUCAUCAACUUCAUGGGCAGGUCAAAUGAGAGCUAUGGCACUGAUCUCGCUGCUCUCCGCCUGCUGUCCUUCAACUCCAUCAUCGACCCCUGGCUCUUCAUCAUCCUCAGCCCCUCGGUGCUGCGCUUCCUCUGGAGGAAGCUGACACUGUGUAAACCCCAGAGGCCCCCUGAGGCCCCCACAUUCCCACGGGAAAAGGCUUUCCCCGUUGGGCCAAAACUCUCACUGCCAAACCCACCCAUGGAGCUCCAGAACGAGGAAGUGCAGAGAGUGGACAAGACAUAAUUUCAUGCAUAUGGAAUCAGGGGCCAAUGACCCACUCUGGAAGGAUUACAGUAACGGGACCAUUUGAUAUCAGCAGGAGCCUAAGUGGACACAGGAAGUGACUUGACAGACUAGACAUGCACUGGUUGAAGGGACCCCCUUACACAGUGUGUACUUGCAAAUAAACAUUUAGUGAGGUGCAGCAUUUUCACUCAUUGACCUCAUGACAGGAGGCUGGAAUAGAUUGAGGAAGAUAUCAGAGAUGUGGAAGGCUGUGGUGCUGACAUGUUAUACCCACACAAUAUGGAUUUGGGAUUUGGAACCGGACUUAGCAUUUUGAUGUGUCUACUUAUUUCAUUGCUUCAUUAUAUUUAUAUACAAACUUUAUGAUCAGAAAUGUAUAGGACUGAAAUGUUAAUUUGACCGAACUCCUCCUGGACGAAAGGGUCCAGUAUUUACUAUAUUAAUAAAAGUCAAUAAACAUAA